Messenger RNA from Halichondria panicea, 1854 nucleotides. RefSeq names its product ralA-binding protein 1-like. NCBI's taxonomy places the organism in Eukaryota, Metazoa, Porifera, Demospongiae, Suberitida, Halichondriidae. The record is from RefSeq and is a predicted model, not a curated record. Gene Ontology annotation, biological process: small GTPase-mediated signal transduction. Gene Ontology annotation, molecular function: small GTPase binding; GTPase activator activity. Bases 111 to 1733 code for a protein of 540 amino acids. The transcript has 15 exons.
AAGAGGUAGUCUACAUAAUUAUAUAUUUAGACUAGUACCUAUACCUACAAGAAGCUAAAAAGACGUAGACACAGUGGUGAAGCAGUCCUACACUCCUAGUGCAGCUAGCAAUGUCUGACUACUACGCAGACAGUUUUGAUGACAGUUUCGAGAGCGGAUCAGAGUCUGAAAGUGGUGUACUUGAUGCAGAGGAGACCACUGAUGGGGUCACUAGCCAAGCACUGUCUAGUAGUACUAGGGAUGAUGAGCCAUUGAGCAGCAGAAGUGAUACUCUACUGCAUGUGCCAGGAGGCUUUGAGAUACAUCGUGUCAGGGAGCUAUCUCUGGUGCCUACCAAAGGGACGUUGUCGGACCCUGACGAAGCACGCACAAGCACUCUUCAAGAUGAGGCCAGCCCAAAGCCAAAGAAGAAGUUUAAGCACGCCUUCAAAAAGCCAAACAUUGUCCAAUUCAAACAGAAAAUCAAGAACAAACUACGAAAAGAUGCACCUGUGUUUGGUGUUUCCUUGGAGACGGCAGUGGGGCGGAGUCAGGUGGCGGGGGAUGGCAUUCAGCUGCCCACCGUGUUUAGAGAAUGUAUCGACUAUUUGGAGCAAAAUGCGGAUCAUGAGGGACUGUAUCGUCUGCCGGGGGUCAAGAGUAAGAUCGAGGAUGCUAAGAGCCGCUAUGAUAAAGGUGAAGUGUUGGACCUGACUGAGCAUGAUGUGAACACAGUGGCCAGUCUCUUCAAGCAGUACCUCAGAGACCUGCCAGAGCCCCUCAUUCCCCACAGGCUGGCUCCCAGGGUUGAUUCUCUCACUAUGCUGCCCCCUGGUGAUCAGUACAAAGCUCUAGAGGAGCUCAUGGAAGAGGUGCCCCCGCUAGAGAAGCUUAUGCUCAGCUGGCUAAUCACACACAUGGGCCAUAUCAUCGAUAAGUCCUCGGUGAACAAGAUGACGCUCCCCAACAUCGUGAUUGUGUUCAGCCCCACCCUCCAGAUAUCAGCACCUGCCCUGCACGCACUCUAUAACAACCGACAAGAGCUCUUCGGAGAUUUAGAGCUCAAAAAAUACAUGAAGCCUGACAAGAGGGACAGUGGUCGACUCAAGGUUGAGAAUCACCUCAGUCAUGUGGCCAGUCUGAAAACUGAAGAGGAAGUGAGUACUGAGCUGCAGAGGUUGACCGGUAUCCUUGACAAUGUCCACAGCAGGAUGACCAACAGAUACAAUAAGAAAGAUGACUACCUCUGGGAACUGCAGAGAGCCAUCACUAUACUUCGGAGAAAGAAAAAGGCGUUACAAGCAAAAUCAGCAGCUGCCCCCAAGAAACCUAUGAUGCCACCACCAUCGGCCCAACUGGCCCCUACUAACGGGGAAAGUGAAUUUGUAAAGACACUGAUGCUGAUGGAGGCCACACUGGUGGCAGAAAGUGAGGAGCUGUAUUCAAAGAAAGACGAGCUGAAAACUGCCCUGAAACGCGAGGCCGACCUUAUCGACAGCUACAAGCGUCGUUUACGAAAUCGACAGUCUCAUAUCGUAGAGGUCGCCUGCUCAGACGAGGACAGUGGUGAUGAAACAGACUUGGCCAGGCAAGUGGCUGCUCUGAAGUGGCACAACAAAGAGUUAGAUCUGCGUAACAAAAAUCUAAUUGAUGGCAUACAAGAGGAGGGGAAAGCAAUUAUGGACCUCAAUGUUAAACUAAAAAUCAUUCCAAUCAGACGACAACUCAACUUAGAUGAAACUGUGUCUUAUUGAUUGUAAUUAUGUGUUUGUCAUGUUUUAAUACAUGUUUUAUACUCGCAACUAUUCUCAUGCUCAAUGUUAAUUGUCAGCUUUGCAUAAUAUAAUCAUGAAGCAAUAAUACAUGUUGUAUAAA